AACUCGAGGCGUUCGGACGCGCACCGCGGACAAAAAAAACCGAAAUCGUGAGACGAAGUCACCCACGCCGGAGCUUCUUCGACUUCUGGCAGCUGCCGCCAAAAAAAUAUAUACAAUAAAAACAAAGUCGUUUUUAUUUGAAGCAGCCGCGCGACGCGCGCUUUUCGAACUCAUCGAGUCUAACAUGAGCAACUGAGCCCAACGAAACGAAGAGGAAAUCGACGAGAAAGAACGAAAUCCCCGAAAGGUGGCCUAAUUACUGAGAUUUUGAAUAGAUAGUUUGUAGCAACCCAAAUCGAGAAAAUGGGUUUCAAAGCGCAGAGCAAGCCGCGUGUCAACAGCACGCUGAUUUCGCUCAAGUUUGUCGUGUUCUUUGUAAUUACCGGUCUCACAGCUUUGCAUGUUCUGCAUGCCACAAAGCAUCAGUUGCUGGGUCUGAGCUUCUCGGAAUACCGCACCGUGACCAUCUUGGCGCCAUUUGUGUCCAUUUUGGGUCCCUUGAUUGUCGGUCCUUGGGCUGAUCGCUUGGCAGCCAAGAACCCGAAUACAUUUGGACGAACUCUGCGAGUGCUGACUGCCGUUUUCCUGCUGAUCACCGCCUUUAUUUACGCUUUCCUGUUCGCCAUACCGGAUUUUAAAGGGCUUGGAGUAGAGCCAAUGGUCAGCUUUGGCUGCGAUGAGACUGGAGGAUUCCUGUUCCAGGAGCGUUGUGACUCGAACGCCAGCUGCGGCAGGUGGGAGCAGAGGGAGGGUAAAAUCAACCUGUCGCGUUGCACCUACAGUUGCCAGAACCCCAAGCUUUACGAGCCACUUUAUGUGGCCUGGUUGGCAGAGGUUCCCACCCUGGCCCCCAUCACGGAGCAGAGUGCGGAUUUCGAGUAUGAGGACGAGGGCAGCACUGCGGUCACAGAAAGUCUGCGCACCAGGCGGGACUUGGAGGGCUCGGAUCCGGCGGACAGUGCCGGUGUGGAGGCCAUCAGUGGUGAGGUGGCCCCUGUCCACCGGUCCAUCAGGCAGGUCAAGCAGCCCCCCACCAAGGUCUACGUCCAGCCACCACAUGUAUGUUUAACCGAGCGCAACCAGAAUGGCGAGAAUGUGGUGAAGCACUGUCACGCCUACACCGAGGACACCACCAGCGUGGUGAUGGAUGCCCUCAUGGGCUCGGCGAUCAGCCAGGAGGAGCACUACGACGACUACGAGGGAUGGUGCCAGUACCCGCUGGAGGGCUUCCAGUGCCACAUCCCCGCCGAACAGGCGAAUUACAUGAAGGCCUUUAAGGAGUACAAGCAGAACGAUGGCAAUUGCAAGCCCAUGAUUGAGUGUCAAGUGGUGAAUCCCUACCACUCGCAGAGUGUGCUAUCAGACAGCGAGUGUCACAAUAACACUGGCAACGCAUGGGACACCUUGGUGGGUUACACGACCAUUCGCCUGAUUGGAGACAUUUUCCCCAUGGCAGCACUGACCCUUCUGAACACGGCCAUCGUAAUCGCGGUUCGGGAAACCUCCGAGGGAAGGGGCGAGGUGUGUCGCCAGUAUGUUUGGGGUGCCAUUGGCUAUGUGGUGCUCUUUUCGCCGUUUGAUCUGUUAUUCAACCAACACGGAUUGAAUCAAGACGCUGCCUUUCUUACAUUCAUUAUAUUUGUUGUAUGCUUCGUUUUGGGUGCCGUAGUGCUGCUCUGUGCCAGCCAGAUGCCACUGAGUCCACCGGAAUGGUGGUGGCACACGAAGACCGGAAUGCUGGUGGUUCCCAUGUCGGCGAUUCGUCGCUAUAGUCCCGAGAUCGUCGUCCUCACAUUGGUCUCCAUACUUUUCGGCACCUUCUGGAGUAGCACUCACAGCUACCUGCUCUGGACCUUCACCGAUGAGUACGCCCUUUGCUAUUUGGGUCUGUUUCUCAUCCUGGUUCUAUUCUUCAAUGUGGACAAGUUCAUCGAGUACUGUGGCCACUCGAAUAUCUUCAUCGGCGGUCUGGCUAUCUAUGUAAUUAGGUUUACUGCGUUGAGUGAUUCCGAGGUUAAAUGGCUGAUCAUCCUCACGGAGAUUAUAGAGCCAGCUGUGAUUGGUCUGAUUUGGAUUACGAUCAUCCUGUAUAUGCGUCAUGCCAUGCCCAGGAAACUUACGGCUACUGGACAGGCCAUCGCUGUGGUGGCCUUCUUCGGUUUGGGCAAGGGCUUUGGCGCUCUGAUUGGCUUGGCUCGCGGGAAGGGGAACCUGGCGUUGAAGGAAUGGUCGUGCACCUACCGAUGGCUGGCCGUUGUGGCCUGCGUUGUGGCCUUGGUAUAUUUUGCGAUCUACAAUCUGAUCCUUGCCCCACGAUGCACCGCCAAGCCACAGCACUCCGAGGAGCUGAUCUCUGGUUCCGCAUCGCAGAACUUUGGCAAUACAGGUACCGGAAACGGUGCCGGCAAUGGCAAUGGAGCAGGAAACGGAAACGGAGCCGGAGCGUCACUCAACGGAAACGGAAAUGGAAGCUACUCGCCUCUGAGGGUUUACCACAACGAGAGGGGGAAGAAGGGUCAAUUUAGAUACUAAGAUGCUGUGGAAAGUACAGAGAUUAAUGGAUAAAUUACUCUUUGCAUGGAUCACUAAUGCUCCGCCUCUCUCAAAAAGAGUGCGAAUGAUAUUCUUAGGUUUUAAAUGUGUACACCACGCCUCAAUAUUCUCCACCUACCGCCCCCCGCCCGCUUGAGGGCAACACUGCUAAUAGUUUGUAAUGCGUAUUUUUGCUAAGUGUAUACACCAGGAGGAUGAACAACAAAAGAGUGGAAACGAAAUCGAAAACAAAAAGAUUACCUUUUUUUAUAUAUCGCAUGUAGAACUUAUUUUAUUUGUUAUUUAAUGCGAGCUAAGCGAGUUCAUAAUUUUAAUUAAAUCGCAUUGGGGGAAGCUGACAGAAAAAAGCCCAACAAAAUCAUCAACUGCCCGAUUUUAAUUGCAACAAUAGCCAUGGAUACAGCAAAAGCAAUAACGACUUCCCCAAACAAGCACGUCGUUCUCUUUACAACGUUACAAAAAUGAAGGCAUCAAUUUUUAAUGAAACAUUUGCGUGAUUUUACUAAGCAUAAUAUAUGAUGCACUACGAGCAUAUAAAUGUAACAAUAAAACAGAAAAUGUAAUUAUACAAAAAUAUAA
Molecule: messenger RNA, 3132 nt
Organism: Drosophila subpulchrella
Lineage: Eukaryota; Metazoa; Arthropoda; Insecta; Diptera; Drosophilidae
Exons: 6
Coding region: 304-2532 (742 amino acids)
Cellular component (GO): membrane
Source: RefSeq, a predicted model, not a curated record